Messenger RNA from Clupea harengus (Atlantic herring), 1082 nucleotides. RefSeq lists its product as uncharacterized. Bases 90 to 794 code for a protein of 234 amino acids. The record is from RefSeq and is a predicted model, not a curated record. NCBI's taxonomy places the organism in Eukaryota, Metazoa, Chordata, Actinopteri, Clupeiformes, Clupeidae. The transcript is spliced from 4 exons.
CUCAGCUUACGCGUAGGUGUCUGUGCGUGUGUGAGACUGUUUGGGUAUCUCUUCUCAUCUCCCUCUCAUUCUCCCAGUUUCCUGCAGCCAUGGCUGGUCAACACACAACCAGACUCCUCUUCGUCUUCACCUCAGUCUCUGUGUGCUUCGUCCUCUUCACCCAAGCUGAAGCCUGCAUCACCGAGAUCAGGGUCGAGCGCGUGGUUUGGUCCACCUCUUUCAACCUCAGCUGUGCACGCUUAACAGGAAUGGAGCGCAUUGUGACCCUAGACAAGGAGAAACAGCACGUCCAUAACCUUACCAUCCUGGAACAGGAGAUUGCUGUGGAGGUGAACGAAAACCUGCGUCUGCUGGUGGAAGGAGACAGGGUCGUGUACGAGUUCAAACAGGUGACAGAGCGGGAGGCGGGGGUGUACACCUGUGAGCUGCAGAGGAACUACCCCCCACCUUUCAAGAAGGAGGUCCGCAUGUCUGCUCUUUUUACAGAACCCCUACAACAAACGACUCCAGAGCCCGGUCCUCCUCGGCUGAAUGCCUCCCAGGAGGAGCACCAGACGAGCCCCGGUCCCCCUCGGCUGAAUGCCUCCCAGGAGGAGCACCAGACGAGCCCCGUGCCCCCAGAGGUCUCCCAGCCUCCCCAGGGCCUCUUGCGGGUCUGUAUAGGGCUGUCCAUGCUCUGUGCCGUGACCAUCUUCAUCAUCCUGGUGCUGGGGCACAAACUGCACGGGAACGCCCAGACAAAGAACGAGUACAUCAACACUAGACCAGCAGAAUCAAACAAGGGGCAGCACUGAAAAUGGCCAGGCUGACUAUGUUCUGACUAUGACACACAAAGUAUGUGCAUAUUAUAGACGCAUAUUAAAAUGUGUGUGCUUGGCCUACAAAUAUGGCCAAAAAAACUCGCUACUGCUCAGUGUCAGCUGUAAUUGGUAGACUCUUUAUCUGGAAACAUAGAUGUCAUCUUUACCCAUUAUGUGCAUAUUAUAGACUGACUCUUUGCCUAAGAGCCUUUUAAAAGCCAUAUUUGGUACUUGCCUUGAUAUGUAACCUUCUUGUUAAUACCAAUAAAGAAUUAAGUAGUA